CACACACGAACACGCAGGCCGAAUGGAUGCUAGUGUACGAGCGGGGCGGGGUGUAGACGGCUGGGUGGUGGCAAGUAGGCAAAGGUGCCCUGUAGGAAGAAUGCCCCCUGGAUGGGGAGUGUGUAAGUGAACUUCAACGCGGUGUGCUAUUCUCAGUUGAGCCAAGAGGUGCUGUUCAGAGACUGAAGGGACAGCAGAGGACGGAGAGCGGGCAGAGAGGGAUAAGUAGGCAGCUUGGUGGGCUAAUAAUUUCCGAGACAUGUUGGACAGAAUGAGACAGGCGUAACGGGCCUGGGCGGGAUGGAAUGCUAUCGUGGCAUCCUCGGCCAGCACAGAAGCGGCGGAAGUGCUCUGAUUGCACUCACACUCACACGCACACAUGUCAACCCGCGCCGUCUCGCCAAUUGUCUAACAAGGAACCCCAAUGUCUUGGUCAGGAAAUGGCCCGACAGGGAUACCGGGAGCGACGGGGCGUCAAAGGCGGCGGUAUCGAUUGGCUUACACCGGCCACCCGCAGGGGGGUGUCCGAGGGGGGGUCACAAGCAAGCGACAGCAAUCGGCCGGCCGUCCCCGAAGUGGGGGUAGCCGAGUCCCGGAUUCCAGGGAGCCAGCACGGAAGAAGCAAGGGAAGACCAGUACGGCCAGCUGCUCGGUCGGUAUGCCGCUACACGUGCCCAACCUCGAGCCAGCCUGGGCGCCUGGCUCACUGGGUGACUGGGACGACUGGUUAUCCGAGAGAGGUGGUCGGCGGUGUGGGGCGGACUUGCUCGCCCUGCAAGCACCACGCUUGUCUGCUUCCAAUCACGAUCAGCGGCGGCCAGAACGCCCGAUCGGAUCCAUUCAGCGAUCGCCUCAAGAGACAUGGGGCCAUGCAAGGCGGUCAGGUGACGUUUGUUGAGGGUAUCCUAGUCCGGCGAGAGUGGCGUUGGGAAAGGGAAGCUGAGACGAGCGGGGAGAGCAGUUGGCGGCAUGCUGCUGGCCUCCUAUCGGCCGCUGGAGUUGUUUCAAGUGUGCUUGUUUGUCACAUCGUACGCUCCCGGAAUAGGUGUCGCCAUGAGAAUUGCAUGAACUCCGGGUCGUAUUAGUUAUGUACUUUCCCCCAAUCUCUAACCUGCAACCAUGCCUUGUCCACUGUCCAAUAGUCCUGCCGGCGCAACGCAGGGCGCUGAAAGAGGGAAGCACGGGGCUCUCUGCGCGGGCUUCUUACUUGCUACCGUAAAACGGAGCGGAUAUCUUAGGCUUAAAAAUAAAACAGAACGACUGGCGCUGGUCAACUCCUCAAAGCUGCCCGCAUCCCGCGCGAUACGGCUUUGCAACAGGAACGAGAACUGUCACCCGCAGCUUCUU
Messenger RNA from Chaetomium fimeti, 1347 nucleotides. RefSeq lists its product as uncharacterized. The coding region runs from base 306 to 1085 and encodes 259 amino acids. The record is from RefSeq and is a predicted model, not a curated record. The transcript has a single exon. Lineage: Eukaryota; Fungi; Ascomycota; Sordariomycetes; Sordariales; Chaetomiaceae.